This is a messenger RNA of Oncorhynchus kisutch (coho salmon), 1686 nucleotides long. RefSeq names its product MARCKS-like 1b (gene marcksl1b). The record is from RefSeq and is a predicted model, not a curated record. The transcript is spliced from 2 exons. Lineage: Eukaryota; Metazoa; Chordata; Actinopteri; Salmoniformes; Salmonidae. Gene Ontology annotation, biological process: actin filament organization; central nervous system development. Gene Ontology annotation, cellular component: plasma membrane; cytoplasm. Gene Ontology annotation, molecular function: calmodulin binding; actin filament binding. The coding region runs from base 209 to 826 and encodes 205 amino acids.
AGAGUCGAAUCUAGUGGGUAUAUUUCUACUGGAGUGAGAGGUUCAACUCCGGAGAAAACGCCAAGGAAACUAGCAAGGACCACCGCCCCCCCCACACAAAAAAUAUAUAAUUUUGUCAUUGGAUCCAUACUACUGCCCGAGAGCUGGAUUAAAUUGAGACAAACAUUUAGUUGUUGGUUUAGUUCUCUUUGAAAAACACCGAAUAACGAUGGGUUCCCAAGCGUCCAAGGGAGGGGUAGCUGUGGAGGCGAAUGCUGCGGAUGCCGCCACCGUCAAACCGAAUGGACAGGAGAACGGUCAUGUCAAGUCCAAUGGGGAUGCCACAGACACGGCCGCUCCAAAUGGUUCUGCCGACGCCAAGGAGCCUGAAGCGGGUGCUGGAGGGGACGCCAUCGAGCCAGCGCCCGAUGGUGAGGCCGCCAAACCAGAAGGUGAGGCCGCUGCCAAGGAUAUCUCCAAGAAGAAGAAGAAUUUCUUCCUGAAGAAAUCUUUCAACUUCAAGGGCCUGAAACUGAAGAAGACCAAGAAGGAGGAGGUGAAGGAGGAAGAGGAGGAGGCGGCCGCUUCCGCCGAGGAGAAACCUGCAGAGAACGGAGCCCCUGCGGCUACGGAGGAGAAGAAAGCAGAGGACGGGGAGGAGGAGGUUGUGGCGGCUACUGCAGAAGCCCCUAAGGCCGAGGAGGCGCAGGCUAAAGCAGAGGAGGCACCUAAGGAGGAGGAGGAUGUAAAGGAGGCGGCUGCACCUGCCCCAGAGCCAACCAAACCAACAGAGGAGACCAGCUCGACCCCCGCGGCAGUAGCCCCCUCCCAACAGAAUGCAGAGUGAUUGUAUCUUUACCGACAACAAAGGACUGUGUGAACUGUUUUUCAAGAGAGAGAGAGAGAAAAUAGUUAUAAAUAUAUAUUUCUAUAUAUAUGUCUAUAUGUAUACAUAUGUAUGGAUAUAUGUAUAUGUAAAUAUAUACACAUUUAUGUGAGACUCCAUUGUGUCACUUUUGUCAUGGUAACAAGAUGACAGACUAGAUUCACUAGUUCACUUCCCUGGUUACAGCGAGACAGGGUCAAACCUGGUGGUAUUAUGUGCUGGUUGCUAUGGGAACAAUGGGAUUUAUUGGACAGCAAAGUGGAACACAGUUAUGGAGUCGAGUUGACCCGUCUUUUCCCUAAAACACCCGACUCCAAAAAAAAAAGAUGUGUCCACGUGUAGGAAUGAACUGGAUAGGACAGGACACCAACCCAACCCACCACAUGAAAUGACUAUUCAUCCAUUUUUAGAAAAAACAACAAGAAGAAGAAAUCAGAAAUUGAAAAAAAAAAGAAAAGAGAGACUUGCCAACUUUCUACAUUCCUAUAUUUUCACCCCAAAUUUGAAGUAUUUUGUGGUUGUACCUUUUAGAGAACCAUUUUAAAGAUUCAGAGAAGUUGUGUUUUGCAACUUUAGAUUUUUAUCUUAGUCGGGGUAUAAAAAAAACACACAAAAAAAACACGCUUGAGUUUGAUAUGUUCAGUGUUGCAGUUUUAAAAGGAAGCAAGAGAAGUUGUUCAUCUGUCUGGGUUGUGUAAGCCUGACUCUAAUGUCUCUGUAAAUACAUUGGGACUCAUACUGUUCUUUAUUUUGCUAAUGUUGACAGAUGUUAUGGUUUUAUUGUAAAGUUGACAAUGGUGAAUAAAUGUUGGUUACCAAUA